Chrysoperla carnea is the source of this 3057-nucleotide messenger RNA. RefSeq lists its product as uncharacterized. The record is from RefSeq and is a predicted model, not a curated record. The transcript has 4 exons. The coding region runs from base 1 to 3057 and encodes 1018 amino acids. NCBI's taxonomy places the organism in Eukaryota, Metazoa, Arthropoda, Insecta, Neuroptera, Chrysopidae.
AUGGCUAGAUUUGACGAAAAAUAUACUCACGGAGAAAUAUCACCAAAUAAUAAUGGACACAAAAUAAAUGGAACAUUUCAAUAUACCAGUGUAAAACAUAUUUUCGUAAACACUUGCGCUUGCGUUUCUUCUAACGGAACAAAUAACAGUAAUCCAGUUGAUAGGACUGAUGGAAAUCGUAAUGAUUUAGAAUCUUCAAAUAUACGUGCAAAUAAUGGAAAAUCCAAUGAUUCUUCUAUCAGUAAUCCAGAAAAUAAAAUUCCCGAUAACUUUUUUGGUAUACCCAAUUUAAUGUCGGACUUUACGAAUAACAAUACUGAUUCAAACAAAGUUGGCAUAAUAGGAAAUAUCAAUGAAAUGAAUAUCGAUCAAGGUAAUCAGAUUAAAUCAAACAUUGAACAAUCGCAAGAAAACGAUAUUAAUCAAAUACCAUUUGGGACUGAAAAUUCAAAUGAGAUUAAUAAUCAAUUUUCAAACUCGUCUUCUAUUACUAAUAACUCUUCUAUAAAUGAGUUUUCUUCUAUGAAUGAUAUUAACAGAGUCUCCGACAGUGGUUCUAAAGUAAAUAAUGAAAUAAAUUUAGGAAAAGAAAUUGAAAAUGAUAUUGAUCAAAUGUUAGUUUUGAAUGAAAAUAAUGAUUUCCCGAAUACAAAUUUGAUGAAUUCUACAUUAUCAAUAGAUAAAAAUUAUUCAACUAGCAUUAAUCCAGAAAUAGGAACGAUAUAUUCUGAUAAUAAUACCACUGAACAGAGUCUAGGAAAUCAAAUUGAAAAUGAUAUUGAUGAAAUGCUUUCUAUGAAUACGACAAAUAAUUUUCCAAACACAAUGAAUUUUAUAACUUCAGCUGAUGAAGUUAUGAAUAACGAAAAUAGGUCCCUUGAAUCUUCAGAAAAUAUUCCAAAAGACAAUAUGUUGCCUGAUUCCAUGCAACAAAGUAUUUCAGAUACGACUUUUAAUACCAAUGAAGAUAUACUGCAAUCUCCAGGAAAUGUUCCAUUAGACAAUACGAUGCCUGAUUCCAUGCAAGAAAGUGUUUCAGAUACGACUCUGAAUACCAAUGAGAAUAUACCACAAUCUUCAGGAAAUAUUUCAGAAGACAAUAUGGUACCUAGCUCUAUGCAAGGCAAUAUUUCAUAUAACUCUCUGAAUGUCGGUGGUCAGGCUAAUAAAAAUGUGCCUCAAUCAUCAGUAAAUGUCCCACAAGACAAUAUGAUGCCAAAUUCUUUACAAGGAAAUGUUCCAGUUAUACCCUCGAACACUGUUAGUCAGACUAAUGAAAAUAUACAGCAACCGUCAGGAAAUUUUUCACAAGAUAAUGACAUGACACUAAUAUCUAGGCAAGAAAAUGUUUCAGAUUCAAAUCCGAAUAUCGAUAAUGGACUGGUUUCUCCGAAUUCAGGAAGUAUGCCACAGAUUAAUUUAGCACAAAAUCCCAUGCAAGUGCAAGACAAUGUGACACAUACCGCUAUGGACGACAGCAUUUUAGAUAUACCUAUGAAUACCAAUAGCCAAGAUAAUAAAGACAUUUCCCAAUCUUCAGAAAAUGUUUCACGAGACAAUAUGAAGCUAAAAUCAAUGCUGGGAACUGUUGCAAGCAUUCCAAAUAUUGAUGGUCAGGCUAAUAAAGUUGUACCCCAAUCUUCGAUAAAUGUUCCUCAAGAUAGUAAGAUGCAAGAAAAUGUUCCAAAUAUUGAUAGAGGAAUUUCUCAAACUUCAGGAAAUGCUCAAGAGGAUAAUGUUACACCUAACUUUAUGCAAGGAAACGUUCCGAAUGUAUCUCCAAAUAUCGAUAACCCAAAAAAUGGAAUCGUAUCUGCAACAUCAGGAAGCAUAUCACAGACUAAUACAGCAUAUAAUCCCAUCCAAGAAAAUUUCACCAACGUACCUCCAAAUGAAGAUUUAUCUAUGCCGUCGCAAGACGUACAACAAAACAACAUGGUUGAAAAUAAACCUCUGAAUAGUAGUAGUCUGAUUAACACUAAUUUACCUCAACCAUCAGAAACUACUCCGCAAGACAAUAAAUCACCGAAUACUACGCAAGGAAAUUUCCCCAAUAUAUCUCCAAAUAUUAGUAAUCAAAAAAAUAGACGUAUCUCUCCUUCUUCAGAAAUGUCACAAAAUAAUAUUCCUUCGAAUUCUAUGACAGAUAUUGCAUCAGAUGUAACUCGAAUAAAUAAUGAUGAGAGAAAAGAUAAUAGUUUGCCUCAAAAUAGUUUACAAAACAAUUUUAGUUCUAUUUUUAUCCCAGCUGUAUCUUCUAAUACUGAGAAUACUAGUAAUAUACCAUCUCAAAAUUUUCCCGCAAACGGUAUCAAUAUUUCUCAAGAAAAUACACCUUUACAAAAAAACAGCACAUCACCAACUCGAAUGGGUACAAAUCCUUAUGCAAACAUGGGAGGUAGUUUUAUAAAUACUAACCAAAAUAAUUUGCAAAAUUAUAAUAAUCAAGCCUCAGAUAACACCACAUGGAGCUCGAAUAAUAUCCAAACUAAUUUAGGUCAAAAUUUUAUGUCUAAUAUAGGAUUAAAUAAUAACAUUGAACAAACCAACUCAACAAGCGUUAAUUUAGACCGUACAGAGCAAAAUAUUCCUAAUAGUUUGGAAAGUGAUAACAUUUCACAAAUUCUGAAUAAUAAUGUUGACACCCAAAAUAGUCUAAAUUUAAAUAAACAACUUGAAAUAAGCUCUACUGGAUCAAAUAAUUUAAGUAAUUUACAAUUACCAACUAAUAGUCAAAAUCUAUCAAAUAAAAAAUUUCUUGUGAAACAAUCAGAAUUUCAAAAUUCAGAAAACGUUAUUAAUUCUCCCAAAAUUGAAAAUUCUGAAGGUGGUAAUAGAAGAGAAAUUAAUAUUAAUUUAGGUUUUGGAUUAACUAAGCAUAGUAAUAUUCAAUCCAAUAAUGGUAAUAAUUUAAAUAAUGGACAAAUAAACUUUGGUGGUAAACUAAAAGGGAAGUUUGAAAUCGAUGAAGAUAUUUAUAGAAAUGAUAAUAAUGUUCAAGAAGGGAUAAACAUUCUAGCUAAUGUCAAUAUUAAAAAGAGAGGCCGUGCUUCUUAA